UAUAAAGUUAUGGGUAUGUCUAUGUUUCAUUCAAUCUACUGUGAAUUUUCCCGCUCAAAAAAGCAAAGUUUUAUAACUUUAAUAGUACCAAAACUGUAACAUAGUGUUAAAAAUGUCUAAAACAGAAUAUCAUCAUUUAUUUAAAGCUCUGGACGACAUGAAUAAGUGUUUAUUCUGUGUAGAAUGCCAUCAGUUUUGCAAAAAUCCAGUGACGCUAAGUAAAUGUUUCCAUUUGAUCUGCUCCGAGCAUUUUCAAAGUAUGUCUCAUUGUCCGAAGUGUAAAGUGUCUCUAGAAGGCUGUACAACUUGGUCGGACGACAAAUUGAAUGUUGCAGUUCACGCCGCGAAGAACUUGACGGCAAUGAUCGAGCCUUUCAAAGAAAAUAUUUUUUGUGAUUCUGUCGUCUCUGUCGACGAAUCGCCCGACAUGGAUAUGGUUGCUAAAACCAGUGAAUCUUUAUCUGACAAGCCUUUAUCUAAUGCUAAAGCUCCUAAACGAACUGCUGCCUCCAAACAAGAUAUUUUAAAUAAUUCGACAUUAUCUCUAGCUUCUAAUGUAUCUUUUCUAAGUAAAAUAGCGGAGAAAAUAAACAACAAAGGUGAGACAGCGUUACACAUAGCCUGUAGAAUGGGAAAAGCUGAUAAACUAGCCAAACUGUUGAGCGAAGGAGCGAGUACCAAUACUAAAGAUAAUGCUGGCUGGACUCCGUUGCAUGAGGUUGUGCAGAACGGCCGGCAGGACUUGGUCAGGCUUUUACUGAGACACAAUACGCUGGUUAAUGUGCCAGGGCAGGGCAAUGAAACUCCGCUGCAUGAAGCCAUUCGGUACAACCACAUAGACAUUGCGAAAGAUCUAGUUGCUCAUGGAGCUGAUAUUAAUGCUAGAAACUGUAAAGGAGAGACACCACUAACCCUUGCUGCUCCUGAUAUAAGAGUUAUUAUACAAGAUGCUGCUGCAAAAAGAAUUAUAACAGAAGAUAGUUUUGAUUUUGAACUUAUACAUAGGCAGAUUGAACUGGAUCGUGAAGAUAUUAGGGUUUACUGUGUGUCACAGUCUCAUGCCAUCACUAAUAAGCUGAGAGCCCUAACAAAACAUCACAGCAAUCUCCGUGUUGAACUAAAAUUUAGUAAUAAAGUAACACAUCUCAUAGUUGAUGCUGAAGAUGGCAUCUGUGACUCCAGCCUUGAAGUCCUACAAGGCAUUGUCAAUAACCUGUGGAUUUUAACUACAAAAUGGGUGACUGCAUCUACCGAUGAUAACUUAGAAUCCUUUGAAGAGUAUGAAGUGCUUGGUGUCGGUACAACUACAUACAGAGGCCCAAAAAACGCUCGGUACAACAAAUAUAAGCAUUUGCCUGGAAUUUUCAACGGCUGUCAUUUUUACUUCCAUAACUUUAAUACAAAAUAUAAGAUUUCAGAUAAAAUAGAAGUUACCAAAGCAAUUUUAAGUAAGUUGGUUACGGAUGCAGGAGGAGUAGCCCUCAGACGAGCUCCAAACCCAGAGUCGAUACCGGAAGCAGAGAAGUUGGUACCAUACCAUGCUCAGAGGGACGGCAAGCUGUACAACUGUUCACAUUACAUUAUAUACAAGGACAUGUACGAGCCGCUCUACAACAUGGCACAUCUGAAGGUGCUGCCCAUCGGCUGGCUCAUUGAGUGCAUUGAGAAAUACCAGCUCUGUGAACCUUGGUGAAGAGAAAUGGGCAUUAUUCUUCUUCUUCCUUGCCUUAUCCCUUCAUUUGGGGUCGGCUCUCCUCGUCCUUAGGCGCCAGGACCACCUGUCCUGGGUUGUCUCUGUGUUCAGCUGUGCCCGUUCCAGAUCUUUGGCUACGGUUGUCCACCACGUAGCUAGCGGGCGCCCUCUUCCUCUUCUCUCUUCCGGGAUAGCCAAGGCCUUUUUGACUGGGUACUCUUCGUCCCUUCUCAUAACAUGGCCAAACCAACGCAUUCGUCUCUCCACCAGCUUAUCCCCUAUGGGUGCGACUUUGAAGGAGCCUAUGACGUAUUCGUUGCGUAUCCUAUCGAGCCUUGUUACGCCGGCCGACCAUCGCAACAUUUUCAUUUCGUUCACGUGCAGUUUAUUUUCGUGAGUCUUUUUCGCAGCCCAACACUCGGAACCAUAUAGCAUGGCUGGUCUAACCGCUGUUUUAUAGACUUUACCCUUAAGUUUGAUUGGCAUACUGUUGUCGCAGAGUACUCCUGACAGAGUUCUCCAUCCAUCCAGAAAUGGGCAU
Messenger RNA from Cydia splendana, 2234 nucleotides. RefSeq names its product BRCA1-associated RING domain protein 1-like. Gene Ontology annotation, biological process: protein K6-linked ubiquitination. Gene Ontology annotation, cellular component: BRCA1-BARD1 complex; BRCA1-A complex. The transcript has a single exon. The record is from RefSeq and is a predicted model, not a curated record. Lineage: Eukaryota; Metazoa; Arthropoda; Insecta; Lepidoptera; Tortricidae. Gene Ontology annotation, molecular function: protein binding; ubiquitin-protein transferase activity. Bases 113 to 1693 code for a protein of 526 amino acids.